UCAGCAAUAAAUGAUUUAGCCAAUGGAAAACACCCACAGAGGUGCUACAAACCACCCCAGCAACACUCAGAGAACAUACAGUUACAUCCACUCUAACAGUUACAUCAAACCAUCCUCCACUGACCUCCCUGACUUCUGGAACUUUCAUCAGAAAUUCAACAAGUUCAAGCAAAGACAACCUCCCGUCUCCUACCCGGUUAAAAAGAAUCAACUAGGAGUUCCCUCCACUUUCAAUACUGACCACACUGUACCUUUUGUAUGUAUAUCUAACAGAGAAGAGGAUGACAAGCAGAAAUCAGAGCAGUUCCACGAGGCUCUACGGCAUUAUGUUCAGUUUAAAACUAAACAGACUUUCAAGAAGAUAACAAAACAGAUUGAGUAUCAGAAGGAGCUCCCAAUUUACAAGUUUAAGGAUGAGAUAAUAAGAACUGUGAACAGCAACCCUAUAACUAUUAUCGCAGGUGACACAGGCUGUGGUAAAAGUACCCAAGUCCCGCAGUACUUCCUAGAAUGUGGCUACCAGAGUGUAGCGUGCACUCAGCCCCGUCGUAUAGCGUGCGUCUCUCUCGCUACUCGCGUCAGCCAGGAGACCUUUAAUAAGUACGGACAGGAUAUUGGAUACCAGGUGAGAUUCGACCAAAUGUUGUACUCAAACACGAAACUAAGAUUCCUGACAGAAGGUCUGUUGCUCCGACAGCUACAGAACGACACUGAACUUCACGCCUACGAUCUCAUUAUCCUUGAUGAGGUACACGAAAGGCAUUUACACGGUGAUUUGCUGCUUGGUAUAUUAAAGGGGAUCGUUGAGCGACGACCUGAGAUAAGAGUGGUGCUUAUGAGCGCUACCAUGAAUCUCGAGCUCUUUAAAACAUACUUACCAGACUCUCCUCUGAUAACGGUUCCAGGGAGAAUGCACCCGGUUGAGAUGAGAUAUUGUCCUACUCAUGAGACUGCAACGGAUAAACCAACCUCCGCUAAGAUAAAUCCUAAACCCUACCUCAUCAUCUUGCAACUCAUUGACACCAGGUACACGAAGGAAGAGCGAGGAGACUUGCUCAUAUUUGCUAGUGGGUUUGCUGAGAUAAUGACGUUAGCGGAGGCAAUCACAGAGUACGAUGCUGAACAAGGCAAGUGGGCGGUUUUGCCACUACACAGCUCCCUAUCAGUAGAGGAACAGCAGAAAGUGUUCGACUACCCGCCCCCCGGUGUGAGAAAAUGUAUUAUCUCUACAAAUAUUGCGGAGACCUCCCUUACUAUUGAUGGGGUCAGAUUCAUUAUUGACUCAGGUAAGUUCAAGGAGAUGGCGUAUGACGCUAACAAGAAGUUACAGAGGUUGCAGGAGUUCUGGGUGAGUAAAGCGAGUGCGGAGCAGAGAAAAGGAAGAGCUGGGAGGACUGGACCUGGAGUCUGCUUCAGGUUAUAUUCAGAGGAGGAUUUCGCCGCCUUCGCUGACUACCCGACCCCUGAGAUACUGAGAGUUCCCCUGGACUCGCUAAUCUGCAGGUUUAGUUUGGCUAGUAUGGGACUGGAUAUAAGAACAUUCCUGUUUGUCCAACAUCCUCCUGCUACGAACCUAAACGAGAGUCUAUCCUUCCUGCAACUACAGGGCGCCCUUAAGUCAGAGAAUGAGUUGAGUUCAAUUGGAGAAGUACUGGCUCGCCUCCCAGUGGAAGUAGCCCUGGGUAAACUACUGUUGAGUGCUGCUGUUAUGGGGGUCUUGGAGCCAGCUCUCACUAUUGCAGCUGGGCUCAAUAUCCAGUCGGUGUUCAACAAAAGUAACUGUAGAGGUGAAGAACUGCAGAUCAGAUCACUGUUGGAGUCAGGAAAAGGAGACCUCGUCACUCUCCUCAAUAUCUACGAAGAGUGGUCGCAGAAAAAGUCCGAAGGAGUCAAUACAAGGAAAUGGUGUAAGAAAAGAGGGCUGAAAGAGCAACAGCUGUACGAGAUGAGCAAAUUGAGGCGACAAUUUAGAGACAUUCUCAGAGACCAUCUCAAUCUGGCGACCCCCCAAGAAACCCUAGACUCUGAAAAGGUGCUGGCAAUCCGCCGAGCAAAGUGGAAGAAGCGACUGGAGGAACCAGCUAGGAAGAUGUUGAAGGUUUCUCACUGCAAGAACCGAGCAGGAGACGAGUCUGAAGAAGAACUGUCAGAUAAGGAGGAGGACAACAUCUCAUCUAUGGAGUACUUCCUGACGAACCCUCAACCUAACCUGGAUCUAUCCGGACAUGUCCGGGACACUCUUAACUUCGUGUCCGUGUUCGGACUUUACCCCAACAUUGCUACAUCGGACCAGCACAACUCGGAGAAGAAACCGUCAGACUUCAUCUUCCACACUCAAAGGAAGAACUUUGUAGUGCUCCACCCUAACUGCAUCUUUAACACUCUACACGAAGACUUGUAUCCUAGCAACAAACAAUCAGAACAGCUCCUCGCUUACAGUACUCUCCUGGAAACUAACAAACCUUAUCUUACUAACGUUACUAGGAUACAGGGACUCACCACCGCACUACUUAUGUGCAAGGAAGUAUCUACUAACGGUGAUUGUACCGAUAUAGUGUGUGAUAUGUGGCUCAGAUUCACUCUCAAGACCUCUAUAGAGGACCUCAUCCACAAAGCUGUUAAGAUCCGUCAGAAGUGGAGUUCUAUGGUUGCUGACGUCCUUAACCACAGAAUUACCGACCCCCGAGAGUUCUCCAAGAGACAGAAGCGGUUCCAGAAGGCCCUCUCCUCCUUCUUACGUACUGACGUUGUGUACACGUUACGUGUAGUGAGAAGCACAGAGCUCUCAGGGCUGGUGAGAUAUGAACAUGCCGUGAAGCUGGACGAUAACAUCACCAUCAACUCUGUGCAGGACUCUGGAUCGUCGGAGAUGGAGGUUUACCUAAAACGAGCGUGGACUUGUAAACUGUGUGGCACCUCUGGUUUAUUCAGUCUAGCGGAGAAAAGUGAGCAUCUGGCUAAGUGCCAGGAUGAGGAGGAGGAAGAUUCAUUGAGGAAGAUAGAGGAUGAGGAGAAGAAGGAAGAGUCAGCAAUUGCCAUGGAGACAGCGCGCACUCGCAAGAUACCGACUAAAGAGUAUAGUUGUGAGCAUUGCGGAGAAAUGUUCCAGUUUACUAAUGUAGAAAUAUUAAGACACAUCAGAGAACACGAUACCAAACCAUCGUGACGUAUCAGAAAAAAAACCUUAUCAAAUUAUAGAU
Molecule: messenger RNA, 3200 nt
Organism: Bolinopsis microptera
Lineage: Eukaryota; Metazoa; Ctenophora; Tentaculata; Lobata; Bolinopsidae
Product: probable ATP-dependent RNA helicase DHX34
Exons: 20
Coding region: 23-3166 (1047 amino acids)
Biological process (GO): nuclear-transcribed mRNA catabolic process, nonsense-mediated decay
Cellular component (GO): intracellular anatomical structure
Molecular function (GO): ATP binding; RNA binding; helicase activity
Source: RefSeq, a predicted model, not a curated record